Parasteatoda tepidariorum (common house spider) is the source of this 1331-nucleotide messenger RNA. The record is from RefSeq and is a predicted model, not a curated record. NCBI's taxonomy places the organism in Eukaryota, Metazoa, Arthropoda, Arachnida, Araneae, Theridiidae.
CAGAUUAGAACAUGCGUAUCUACUAUAUUUGAAUUUCUUGGAGAUGAGUCUCAUAAUAAUUCUAAACUAGCGCUUGUGAAAGGUGCUCAUUUGUCAGUCGAGUGUAAAUGGUCAGAAGUUCGAACUAUAUUAGAGCCUCUACCUAUUGAAUGCAUUUGUUUUGUUAAACUAAAAGCUGUUGCUGGUGAUGAUGAAAGUGGUGCUUUUCUCAGGUAUAAAGAAAUCAAGCUUAUCAAGGCUUUGCAACAAACCUUAAAUAAGGAUAUGAUGACAGGUAUUUCUUCAAACACAACUGGAUUAUUUCAAGAAACAACUGGAUUUGAGAAUAGCGUGACAAGCUUUAGUUCAAACUCUUUAGACUUAGUACUGCAGGAAAUAAAUGAACUUGUUGAUGAAGAAAGAAAAAAAAUUGAAAAUCAAGAGUUUCCUGAAUUACCUGAUAAGGUAGAUGAUUUGGAGACUGCCAUUGCUACUGAACGCAUUUUUUUGACACUACCUGAUAAACUGUGGUUGAUCUUGAAAAAUUGUGCAUCUUUUGAAGAUUUGCUGAAAGCUAUUCAACAUAUUUAUAAAGUUUUUGCCCGACUGAAUGUAUUAUCUCCACUUGCUUAUAAUAAUGAUUUGUCAACAAUAUCUAAGGAUAUAACCUCGAUGUUCAACAAAAAACUUCACUGUACAGAACUCAACAAAAAAAAAGCUGCAGAAUUGCUUUUGGAAAUUGGUGUGGAAAAACUCCGAAGAGAUUAUUAUGAAUAUUUUAUUAGGCAUGGAUUUAUCACCCUAGAUUUAUUCAAUCUCUUUACUCAUUCUGAAUUGAUGUCUCCUGAAGCAGUUACUUGUUUAGAAAAACUACAUUCUGUAUUAGAACUUACACUUGUGUGUAUGAAGCAUCUUGAACUUCCUAGGAGCAGUAUAAAUAAUUUUGUCAGGAAAGCUUUGGAAAUGUAUACAGCAGUUAAGGAAAUAGACUUACAACACGUGUUUACAUUUCACAUUCCCGCCCGUGAUAUUCAUCCUAUACUAACUAUGAUGAGACCAGUUGUUUGGGAUCUUUCUUUGAAAAGUGAACAUAGAAAUUUUAUGAAACAAAGUUGCCAUCACUUUGUAACAGCAGCUACUCAUGAUCACAUUUAUGCUGCUCAAAAAAUCAGUAAGACUAUUAAUUUUUUCCUCCUUUUAUUAAUUUAAUCUAACAAUAUUGUUUUCUUUGAAUAUCAUCAAGUAGCUUCAGGUGGAUAAAUGCAUAAAAUAUGGCAUUAUUAGUUAUUUAUUGUUAAGUCUGAGCCAAGUAAUAAAUUUUUAAAAAAAUUUAAUUGGGGUCAUUCAAUAAA